AUGCCAUUAUCCAAUGAGGAGCUUGGCGAAUAUAUAGCGUCAUUAGAGCGCCUACUCCAAGGGAACCCUGCAGGCCAGACCGCUGCUCUCACAGGCUACGUGCAUAAGCUCGAGGCUUUGACACGUAGUGGAGACCAUGAGCCAGCAGAGAAGACGCUACAACUUCUUGGGACGGCUGUUGGUGGCCGAAAACGAUGGCAGACUCCAUUCAGAGACAGUGGCAUCCUAGCAUACGCUCUUCGCGGCCUGUCUACUGUUCGCCAUGAGGAUCCCAUAGCGAAGCAAUACCUGAGAGUCAUCGGCAACUCAGUAGCUGACAAUGAUACAAACAGAGAGAUCGCCGUAAGGGACAUGCAAAGCAUUGCUGGCUGUCUCACAUCACCAGAGCUUCGUCUAACUGCAUUGGCUGUGCUUUUCAAUCUUUGCAACGACUUUGAACCUGCCAAAGCCGCCGCUGCCGCCCUUAGGCUAGAUGCCACAAUAACAACAUACCUUGUCCUUGACAGGAUACCUGAAUCUGGACUUGACUACGCCACAGAUUUACUCAGUUGGGCUACGAGCAACCUAAAUGAUGCGCAGUUCAAAGACGAAGUUUCGCUCGAAACGUUCAAGAGUUUACUAAAUGUGGCGCUCCAAUACGAUGAAGAUCACCAUCUCGAAUAUAUGGCCAUCUUGGUCCAUUAUCUUCAGGAUAUGGAAUUCCAGCAGAGAAUUGCAACACCAAAACUGUUAGACGACCUUGUCACACUGAUGCUGGAGUUUGAGGCACGUCUUCAGCCCGACGAGAUCGAGGCUGUAUUCCAGGAGCUUGCAACAAGCAAGAACGCUGACACCGUCACGUCAGAUGAGGCUCAGGUCCUGUUGCUAGCUCAGCUGAUCGGUCUGCUGUCUGCAGCUUCAUCGACGGAUGUUUUUGCACGAAACUUCAACGUCAGAAGUCCAGUCAUCGAAAGAUUGGAAGCAAAGCUUCGAGCACCAUGGGAAAGCGCACACCCGUCGACGAUAUGUGCAUGUGUUAUGGUUGGAAACUUGGCCAUGUCUGAUGAGGUUUGCAUCGACAUGGUCAAAAUUAUGGAGCUUCAUCUCCGGUUGAUAACUAUUCUCAAGAAGAGUGAUAAGCUGGCGCUUCUAUACGCUGCGGCUGGUUUCAUGCGACAUCUUACCUUUCCAGAGGCUAACAGGGCUGUACUUGCAGAUGCCGGUCUCAUGGAAGCAUGCUGUCGUAUGCUCGUACUCGAAGACCCGUCGGUUCGUGGCGAAGCAGCAGCUAUGCUUUGCAAGCUCGUUACCGGCAAUUUCCACAACAUCGAAAAAGUCAUGUACGAGACGGUCGGCCCCGAUACCGAAGCAACAGACUCAGAGAUCUCGGCCGAAACCGUCAUUUUUUCACACAUCGUCGAGCAAGCCCUUGCCCCAUCUGCGCCACUACCCAGCACCACGAUGAAAAAUCCCAUGGUCGAGCUCGGCCGUACCAUUGUUGCCAUGCUUCGCUAUCUUGGGCGACCGAAUGCCGAGAAGGAUGUUGAGGCAGUGCAAAUACAGAUUUUGCAGGUACCCCAGAUUGCCAAACCGAUCGCCCAGCUCGUACGCCAGCGUUUCUAUCCUGAAGCCAGAUCCGAAGGGCUACUCGGCCUAGGCUUGCUGGCCCAGACUAUGGAAGGCGCCGCAUCCAUUGCUGAAGAAAUCAAAGAAGAUGCUGGCCUCCUUGAAACUAUUAAAGAGCAUGCAAAUGCAACAGAAGCAGGUCUUGCACAGCAAACACCCACAACAGCUAGUAGAGACCAUCAAAACGCGAUUGUGCUGCUCCAAGCGCUGCAGAACAAUGCGGUAAGAGAACUCCAAGAAGCCGUCGGGGAAGUACUAAGGACUUCCAGGCUGACCAAAUGGACACAAUACUCUCGCAUUAGACAGUCGCUGUCCAAACACCAGCGGGACAAUAGCACGUGGCGUAGAUCCUCGGGCGACAUCAGUGUAGUGAGUAGUCCUGGACGAGACUCGCCAGGGAGAGUCCGAGACUUGACGAGGAGGGUUACAGAAGCUGCAAUAACGACGCCUGGUCGGCCCAGGACUUCUACAUAUGCGGGAGAUCCUAAUUAUGACCGACCAAGAACACCGGUGAGGGUGAGAGAGGUCAUGGACAACUUUGAGCAAGUCUCUCCUCGGACGGUGAAGGAAUCCCCGGCGAGGGAACGGUUGAAGGGGAAAGGCAUGAAGCGGACUAGCACAGCUCCCGCAUGA
Molecule: messenger RNA, 2238 nt
Organism: Pyrenophora tritici-repentis Pt-1C-BFP
Lineage: Eukaryota; Fungi; Ascomycota; Dothideomycetes; Pleosporales; Pleosporaceae
Biological process (GO): positive regulation of GTPase activity
Cellular component (GO): cytosol
Molecular function (GO): protein binding; guanyl-nucleotide exchange factor activity
Source: RefSeq, a predicted model, not a curated record